AUGCCUCCCAAGAAGGCCGUCGUUGAGGAGAAGAUCCCUCUGGGUCGUCCCGGAAACAACCUCAAGAGUGGAAUUGUCGGCCUCGCCAAUGUCGGCAAGUCUACUCUUUUCCAGGCCAUCACCAAGUGCGACCUAGGCAACCCAGCUAACUUUCCAUAUGCUACCAUUGACCCUGAGGAAGCUCGAGUCAUCGUGCCUGAUGAGCGCUACGACUGGCUUGUUGAGAAGUACAACCCGAAGUCUCGGGUCCCAGCUAACCUAACUGUCUAUGAUAUCGCUGGUCUGACCCGUGGGUCAUCCACUGGUGCCGGUCUUGGCAAUGCUUUCUUGUCACACAUUCGUGCUGUGGAUGCCAUCUUCCAAGUUGUUCGAUGCUUCGACGACGCUGAGAUUAUUCACAUUGAGGGUGACGUGAACCCUACGCGAGAUCUCGAUAUCAUCAGCGAGGAGCUGCGACUCAAGGAUAUCGAAUUCGUUGAAAAGGCCCUCGAGAACCAGAAGAAGAAGACUCGCAUGGGUGGUCAGAGUCUCGAACUCAAGAAGGCUCGCCUGGAACAAGAGAUGAUCGAGAAGAUUCUUGCCUGGCUCCAGGAUGGCAAGGAUAUCCGCAAAGGAAACUGGACUCCCAAGGAGGUCGAGGUCAUCAACCCUCUCUUCCUACUCACAGCCAAGCCCGUGGUGUUCCUGGUCAACCUGUCAGAGAAGGACUUCAUCCGCAAGAAGAACAAACAUCUUCCCAAGAUUGCCGAGUGGGUCAAGGAGCACGCCACUGGCGACCCUAUCAUCCCCAUCUCCGUCUCUUUCGAGGAGAGAUUGACGCGCUAUGAGACGGAGGCCGAAGCUCUAGAGGAGCAAAAGAACGUGGGCGCCCAGUCCGCUCUCCCCAAGGUCAUCCACCAGAUGCGCAAGGCGCUUCAGCUGGCCAGUUUCUUCACCACCGGUACUGACGAGGUUCGCCAAUGGACCAUCCGUACCAACACCAAGGCACCACAGGCAGCCGGUGUAAUCCACGGCGACUUCGAGAAGACCUUUAUCCAGGCCGUUGUGUACAACUUCAACACACUCAAGGAGCUGGGUGACGAGGCCGAGGUCAAGGCAAAGGGCAAGAUCAUGACCAAGGGCAAGGAAUAUGUCGUUGAGGAUGGAGACAUUCUACUGAUCAAGGCUGGUGCUGCCAAGGGUUAA
Molecule: messenger RNA, 1185 nt
Organism: Clonostachys byssicola
Lineage: Eukaryota; Fungi; Ascomycota; Sordariomycetes; Hypocreales; Bionectriaceae
Source: the annotation of a GenBank genome assembly